This is a messenger RNA of Ruditapes philippinarum (Manila clam), 872 nucleotides long. RefSeq names its product nuclear receptor subfamily 1 group D member 2-like. The coding region runs from base 82 to 771 and encodes 229 amino acids. Lineage: Eukaryota; Metazoa; Mollusca; Bivalvia; Venerida; Veneridae. The transcript has 4 exons. The record is from RefSeq and is a predicted model, not a curated record.
CAAUUUGAGAAAAGUAAAAUAUUGCAAGCACAGCGUCAGAUAUUUGAAGACAGUAAAGAUAAAGAAGAAUUCUUUGGUAAAAUGUUCGGGACCGCUAAAGACGUCACAACGAAAGAUUAUCAACAAAUAUUUGCCGAGACUGGAAUAGAUUUAGAUGAUAGGAUGGCCCAUUUUAAUGCUAAAGGCAAAUCAAUGGAAGAGGAAAUAGCUCAAUAUGUCAACUUUACUAAAAUUAUUCCUGGAUUUAAAAGUCUGAAUCCAAAAGAUGUGUCCAACUUGUUAAAAGCGUCUCAUUGCGAGUUCUGGUUGCUUGGUAACUACAUGCUAUUUAACAACGAACUGGGAACAGCAAUAAGUUGGAACGGGACAUUUAACACAACGAUGAAAACGAUAGAAAAGUUUUGGUCUCCUGAAUGGGUGAAAUUAGUUUUCAAGUUAGCGGACAUGAUACAGAAGUUAGAGUUAUCUUUAGAGGAGAUUGUGUUAAUCAGAGUUAUCAUUCUUACAUAUACAGAUCGUUGCAAAUUAAAAGACAGAGAAAAGAUUCAAAUAUUACAAGAGACAUUUCUGGAUUGUCUAAAUUAUCAGUUGAUGAAAUCUCACAAAGACUAUAACCGCUAUGUUUAUAAAAUAUUUGACAUUUUACUAAGACUUCGAGAUUUAACUGAGCUUAAUUUUAAAGUUAAUCAAAAGUUUUUACAGGAAUGGGGAUUUGCUAUACACGAGUUUCCUUUGUGGAAAGAAAUUGUGUCUUAUGAAAAUGAUGUUUAGACGUGUUUGUUUUUCUUAAUGCUUUGCCUGAGAAAUUUAAGUUGUAAACUAUUAAAAACUAUUAUACCUUUGAAAUGACAUAUUGAAAUGAUGGGUUUUUA